AAAGCAGAAUAAUAUUUUUGUAUCUGUGUGUGUGUGCCUUCAAGAGGAUAUAUUAUUAUUAAUAAAAUCGGUUGGUUUUUAACGCACAUAAAAUAUGCAUAGUAUAUAUUAUAGAUCAUGAUUAGCAGAGUCUAGUGAUGUCCAUCUAAAGUAGUCUCGUCUCUCGUAUUCAAAGAAAGCUCAAUGGAAAUUGUGCAGAGUAAAAUUUACGCCGAAUUCGGAAACUUUGAAUACGUAUACGGCUCCGAGACCGCGGGACUCGAUGAGCCGAGCCGUUUUCCGUAGGUCAGUUGUGAUUCGACGAGCGACGGAACAACAUCCCGUGUGUUGUGCAUUUUGUCGAGGCGCGUCUGUAAAUAUUUAAAAAAUAUAUUCAUAAAUUGUUUAAACUAAAAACAUUCAGCGAAUGCCAACAUCCAAGUGAUUUUUAGUGCGUGCUUCAAGUCUGGCCAGUGUUAAAACAAAGGUUUUAUUUGUGGCUACUGUUAAAAAAAAUAUUUUGUUAAUCCUAACCAAAAAAAAAAAUAUUUAAAAUAUAUUCAAAUUCAAAAAAAUAACAAAAAUUCAAAGUGCGAAGAUAAUUCCAGACAAUUCCAGGCCAUUCAUGUGAAAGUUAAGCCUAAUUAAAAGUGUUUCGGAGACAGAGAGUGCGGAGAAAAGCAGGCAGAGAAACAAAGGCCAGGUGGUGAUGCAUGAAUUUAGCUGAACAACAACAGAGAAUUGGCAACAUUUCGUGGCAGGCUAUACGGCCCGGAUUCGUUUUCCGUUUUACCGUGGAGCACGCGUGUGGUGGUGUUUACCUUGGACAAGAAUAACUCGCAACGGCAUAGACACCCCAUCUCCAUCUCCCGUCCGACAAAACCCCAUCUAUCCGCGUUCUGGUUUCUGGCUUUUUCAUCGUCCUCGCCCUCAGCCUCAGCGUCAGUCGUUUUUUGUGCGGCCUCACGUUUUGGAAAAACCAUCUUUUGUGAAUCCUUGGGCGCAGCACAGCAGUUUCUAGUCGGUGGCCUACUCUGAAGAAAAUGUUUCAAUAGAGAUGGCAAAACUUUCACGACGUGCCUCGUCGUCUGCAGCAACGCCAUCAACAGCAAAAACAGCAACAGACACUGCAACAGCACCACCUCCUCCUCAUCCUAGUCAUGCCACAGGCUUGCCUCAACGCAUCACCCGCCGUGCCACCAGCAACCAUAACAACAACAACAGCAGGCCCCGAGCGGCAGCACUCAUUGAUACCAGCGCCGAUGUCCUACAGGAGACUCCAUCGCCAUCACCGACACCGCCGACGCACACCAACAGCAACAACAACACUGCCACACGAAAUGAAAGCACCGCUGCACCUGCACCCGCCCACAACACGGCCACGCCCUACAUGCCACUGCUGCCUCCGGGCGAGCGAAAUCUGACCGACGCCGAGAAUGCCGCUGAGCGAGCAAGGAUCCGGGAGGAGUUCUUCGCCACCUACGACGUGAUGACCGGCGUGAGGAUCGCGGCCACGCUGGGCGGUUUCUUUGGCCUAAUGGUGUUCCUCAUCGUGUGGAAGAGUCGGAGCAGCAGCAACGAGACCCUGAAAGUGCUGAAGGACCCCAAGAUGGCGGCAGUGGCCUCCUUGUGCAUGCAAGAGGAGGAGGAGCGCGAGAUCCAAGAGGCCAUUGUAGCCACGGGGAUGUCCAUAUACCCGGAUGAGUACGAUGCCAUGGUGUACCGCCGCCAGCGGAUGCUCUCCUUGGGUAAUGUGAGUGCCCCGCCAUUGCUGAACCGAGGCUAUCGUUGCGGAUCAGUGGGUGGCGUGGGUGCUGGUGUCCCCAUGGGCUAUAGCUAUCUCCUGGAGCCACCGCGACGCUUCUCCUACUCGGCCAUGUCCGCCGGCGGCGGUCCGCCCGGUCCCAUAGGACGUCGCAAGAGCGGCUCGGAAUCCUCGCGCAUCUUCAGCAACUAUCCCAUGGGCGGCAGUUUUGGCACCGACGACUACUUUGUCGAGACCGAGGACGAGCUGGAGCACGAGGAGUACAUGCAGAGGGAUGCUCGCGACGAGCCGGAACACCUACAUCAUCAGCGCACAGAUUCCACGCGCAGCAAGCAGGGUUUUCUGUCCGUACCCAUGGCGGGUCACGACUCACGUCGCAGCAGUGCCAUGACCUGCUGCAGCACGGACAGCUCUUACCUAGAGCGUCGCACCUCCGCCUAUACGCUGGGCAUGAGCAAUCUGCCGCCGACGCUGCAGAGGAAGCUAUCGACGGCAUCGCGCACAUCAAGUAUCGAGAACUGGGACUAUUACUACCCGGACAUCCAGGUGAUACAGCCCACGCCGAAGGCUUCGCCGUGUCCGUCGGAGCGCAGCAUUCACGAUCCCUCGAACAUGGCUAUAUCGACAUCGACGCCGCCGCGGAGCUCGUGCCUGAGUGCGCCCAGCGUUAAGCGAAAGCACAGCAUUGUCUCCUACGAUCCGGACAGUGCCCAGGCGGGACGUAAGCAGCAGAUUCAUUCGAUAAGUGCGGAUACCGUGGACGUGUAUCCCUACAACCAGACCGCGCUGGCGGACACUGUGGAACUGGGGCUGCCGCUGCCCAAGCCCAUUCAAUCGGCCCCGCCUACCAGCGCACAUCAGGCCUUCCACUUCUGUGACUCGCCCUCGGAGGAGCUCCGUUUGGGAGUGAGGCGAAAGUUGACUCUCGUGGAGCUUCAGCGGAACGAGAGCAACAACAACAGUUUCCCGUAUACGGCCAAUGCAGCGGCACCUGCGAGCACGGGUGGGGAUGGGGGUACGGGUACGGGUACGGUGGCCACCUCCAGCAGCAUCAGCGUGGACAGUACUCCCGUGAGCUUGGACCGCCUGAAUGGUAGUCUCAGCCUUGGGACCAUUUCAGUCUCGGCCAAGGUGCCGCUGAAUGUCAAUGGAAAUCCCGAAAAAAGAGCGCCACUCGCCUCACUAAGUUCCUUUAAGAUUUCCUCGCUGGAGUGCCCCGACUCCGAGCUGCGCUCCCUCGAGGAGGACUCUGUGUUCGGGCUGGAAAGUCCCGCAGACACCGACGACGAUAUGCAGCAGUUGAGCAGCGACAGCGAGGAGCAGGCCGUGGCCAUGGCGGUCAUCGAAGCAGCUGCCGCAGCGGCAGCAAAAUCAGCAGCGGCACAGGGCCAGGGCACAUCGGUGCAGGCCAGUGGCGACCUUAAGCCCAAUCCCUUGCCCCAGGUCAUUGCUUUGAAGCGGAUGAGCCUGAGUGGCGUGGCUACGGCGGGUGGGGGAGGAACGGGCGCCCGGCCACGUCGACCGCUGCUCCAACGGCAUCGCACCAUCAGUACCGCUUCCAGCGAUCGUGUGUCUCUCAUUGGGCCACACAGUGGGCAGUCUUUGCCGCUGCAACAGUUCCAGGGCCAUGUUCUGCCAGUGACUGCCGAGGCGGUGCCUCUCGAGACACACUUUGGCGCCAUUGUAAGCCACAGUCCACCGCGCCGGGGCCCGCUGCUGCAGCAGUACAGCGAUCCGCAGAGCUUGCCCACGACGACGACAACCACAACGACCACCACCACGGAGGAUGACACUUGUUCCACACUCAACACGGAACUGGGACUCCUGGACGCAGUGGCCGGAGGUGGAGGAACCGGUGGCGGAGAGUCCAAUACCCACACACAGUACAGCAGUAUGAACACGGUGAUCAGCGUGGGUCGCUCCACUCCCAGUCCCGGCCAUAGUCCCAGUGCCAGCGCCAGCGCCACCACAAGUCCCCGGAUGGACAAUAACUAUGCGUGUUCCCAGGCCCGCGAGGCUCCGGCACUGCAACCAGCUCAACUGCCACUCAACUCUAGACUGGUGCACGAUCACGAUCCCUGCCCCUCCUCCAAGUCCGACUCGGUGAUAGCUACACGCCCACAGAGCAUUUGUGUGCCCUCCUCCCUCAAGGACCUGAUACUGCGAAAGGGCACUGCUACCGCAGGCAUCAGCAAAAGCGCCACGAACCUAAGCCUGCCCAGCAAUGAGGUGGGAGCCAGAGCCACCACCACUUCAACAACGACUGCGACGCCCGCCGUCAUGCUAGAGCUUCCCCUGAUCAGGCUGCCAAACGACGACGAGAACGAAAACGAGAACGACAACGAGGAUGUAGACGAUGAUAAUGUGGAGGCUGGCGAAGACAAACGCGAUCCCAGCCUGCCCGGCACUUCCAGAAAAUGGUCCAAGGAGACACUCUUCUAGCCCAGUUUGUUGCCGCUGCUAGUACGCAUGCAGUUCCGUGGGCCGGGCCAGUAUUUAAGAGCUUAGCAACCGACUUUUGUAUGCAUGGUGAUGGGCUGAUGGGCUACAGUGAAAACCGCCAAGUCAAGAUUGAUUCUACUGAUACAUUUUGUAUGUGAUAAUAUCGAGAAUCGGACUCUAAGAUUAUCAAGAUUGGGAUCCCUAACUAACGACUUUUUCCUUUAAAUAGUUUCCUCAGUAUUCUCAAAGUUACUACUACUCAAUAUCUUUUAUUCUGUAAAUAUAUCCAUCCGUUAGCACAAGUUGAUCAUUAGCUGAUGAUAUUUUCUUCCGAAUAAUUUAUAAGAAUCCUUUUUAUAAUUCCUAAGUGCAAUCUUUUGUCCCUGAAGUAAUCAUGUCUUUGAUGAUGGAGAGGUUUUCACUGUCGCACUGGUAAGCGCAUGGUCUGGCAGCCAAUUUCCUGGGUUGCUCAAGACCAGCCAUCAUGAAACGAGUAUUUAGGCAUAUUAAUAUUGGGAGGAUUAGAUUAAGCGCAUUUAGUCACAGUAUAAGUUAGUUUGGGUUACUCCGAGUCGGCACAGACUGACGGAUGAGUGUGUAUGCAGAUACCAGUAGCUAUAGUACACGCCUACUAUACCUAUAUGUAUAGCUAUAUCUUGAGGUUAGGAAGAAGGUUAAGAGCAGCAACAAUGUAUUCGUACUUAGAGACUGUUGUCUAUUAUUGUUAAUAGGAUUCUGUAAGUUAAGUAGUGAUACUCGGAUUUAUUUUCACACUAUCUAUAUCUACAGAAAGAGAUGAGAUGUGUACGAAUAUAUAUAUUUGUAUGCAGACAAAAGGAGUGGAGGUUAAAGUUUAUAUAUAUUUCUAUAGAUAUAUCGAUCGCCAGCAGCUAGAAUAUAUCACUCUCUCUAUCUCUAUCUAUUUCUAUCCCUGAAAUGGAAUGAAAACUGUUCUAGUGUCUUAAACAGCAGCCAAAUACUUAAAGUAUUGUAAAUUAGAAUAUAGAUUGCACGACAAGGACAACUUUUCAACGAUCAAUAUCAAUCUAUCCUUGCAACUGAAGUACUCUGACCGAAACAAGCCUAAGGACCUCGAAGGGUUUACUUAAAAAUGCCUAAAUGUCUCUUAUGUGCAGAAUUUGUAGGAACAUCUCCACAUCUCCUUCGUCCUGCCUAUUCGAACACAAAUUGUUGGUAUUAUAAUAGAGUUGUUGUCAGAAAAUAGUGUUACGAAAACGAAUAUAAAUUUAAAAAUGAUUACAAAAGAAUAUAAAGAAAAUACAUAUAUAAACAACUUCCUAACUCAUCCCACCUA
Molecule: messenger RNA, 5501 nt
Organism: Drosophila pseudoobscura
Lineage: Eukaryota; Metazoa; Arthropoda; Insecta; Diptera; Drosophilidae
Exons: 5
Coding region: 1037-4186 (1049 amino acids)
Source: RefSeq, a predicted model, not a curated record